CAUCUAUCAUAAAUAAACUUUCCACUAUAUUGAUUGGAAUUCAGAUUGGACUCAACUAAAAUACUAAAAUAAAAAUUUAAUUUACUGCUAAUAAGUUAUAAGUGCUUCGAAAUUACCUGUACAACUAAAUUAUUAUCCGAAAGAAUGUCGAAGAAAAAUAUUGCAGAGCAAGAAUCCAAAAUCAAAGAAUCUUUAUUUGAAUUUCUGAAAACUCACAUAACUGAGGCUAAUAUCAAUUUGAUUGACGAAAUUGUUCUAUCAUACGUUAUUGCAGUCUUGGAGGAUGUUGGAACAGAACCUGUUUUUGAUAUUGAAGGUUUUUGUGAAAUGAUGAGUGCUUAUUUCCCUGACUUUGAGUCAAUCAACCAUGCUACUGUAUAUCAAUGGAUGUUUGAAUUAGCAUCUAAACUGCAGCAGUCUGAUUCAGAAGAGGAGAGAAAUAUCAAUGUUGAUAUUUCGUUACCUGAGAUUUUACCAAAAAAUAAAUCCAGGACCCUCAGUAUUACUGAAGAAGAAGUUCCAAAAAGGGCUCAUAAGCUGUCAGAAGUUAGCGAUGGUGGAUCCACAGAUAGUUCAUGCUGUGAUUUUACUGAUGAAAUGGAUGUUUUACAAGAGAUGUUUCCUACAGUUUGUGCCAUUGAGGUUAAACACUGCCUUACCAUAGCAGCCGGCGAUAUUGAGCGUGCCACUCAAAUUCUGAUCGAUCGUCAGGAAAACGGUCAAUGCCUCAGCCCGAAUAGCUCGUUGACUAUUCAGGUCACCAAGAAAACAAUUGAUGAUUCUGAACUGAAGAACCGCAUUAUCGAGCGAUAUUCGUACAUCGACAAGGAUGCCUUCAACAAGGAACAUCGGCCUGUCGCACCUAAGGUGGAGCCAAAGAAGCUCGUUCGGUACAGGGAUAACAAGAUCGUGAGCCUUAAGGGAGAGCGUUUCACCGAGGUGAAGAAAGGCGAGGACGUGGACGACAUUUCCUUAAAGAAAAACAAAAAGGGCAUACUCCGUAACCCAAAUGGCCUACGACGAAGGCAAGCCACCGUUCGUUUGAGUUCACAUACGUUUCCGAUCGCCACAGCAUAGUAUUUUUCUGUUGCUCUUAUUUAUUUUCCUCGAAUCUUCUUCCGCUCGCAAAAGUAUGGCUGUUGUUUUUAGAGUUUCUCUCGGUUGCGUGCAGCGGGUUUCCGUUUGAGUAUUAUUUUUUAUCAAGCGUAACAUGUUUCAUCCUCAUUAGGGGAUUAUGUGUAUUAGGUAGUUACUCAUCGGAACAUGUAGCCAUAUUAGAGAUAUAUGCAAUUCGCACUGGUUUCAACUAGCUAUAAGGAGCAAGUGUUAGGUUGGAUAAGCGACAUUCAAUGACUUUUUGUGACUUUCGGGGAGAUACUGCAUCAGUUAAUGUCUCUGUACAUGGGCCAAGAAAUAGGAAGGUUUCGUAUAAGGAAAUCUUACAAUUUCGGCGUCAUGAUUUUUUUGUAUUAAAUGGAAUUGGAAUUAAAUUCUCCGCCAUAUUGCUCUCAUACAAAUUUAUGAGGUAGACUGUUUAUGCCUAUACGUGAGACAGAGGAUAAUAAUGUAUAUUUGAAUUUUAAGUGGGAACAGAUAUUUUGGAAAAUCGCGAACUACUGAAAACUCAUGACUUGUUUAAGCUAUGAUGGUAAAGUUUAAGUGUAAUGCUUAAAGAAUCUCAAUGUAUUUAGAAUCUCUAAGGUUUUUCCAAGAUGCAACAAUUUGUACUACUGAUUAUUUCAUACAACAACCUGAAAAUCCACCUAAAUACUAAAGUUGGCUUCAACUCAACUUUAACUCCAAAGCCUUGUUUCUGCCCUCUAUAUUCACAUAACAUGUAAAUGCUGGUCUUUUACUGAGAUGGCAUUGUAGGAGCAUAUUCUCGAUGCCGUAUUUAAUUUCAGUUUUAGUGAAGUUAAAACACAUUUCUGAUGAACAAAGGCAGCACAAAGUACCGUCUAUUACCUGAGUCGACCACUGCGAAAGUGACAACAGCAAGACAUCUGUUGGAAUUGUAUGCCAGUUCGCAGUCAGCCGGGUCAUCAUUCUGGCCAGCAGAUUUAUGCCUCCGCAGUUCUUCAUACAGCUUCUUUAAUUUCGGAAUACAAUUUUUCUCUUCUUGGUUGGCAUCCUAGUCUUUUCACAAAACA
Acanthoscelides obtectus is the source of this 2150-nucleotide messenger RNA. NCBI's taxonomy places the organism in Eukaryota, Metazoa, Arthropoda, Insecta, Coleoptera, Chrysomelidae. The record is from the annotation of a GenBank genome assembly.